Anopheles darlingi is the source of this 1524-nucleotide messenger RNA. Its product is annotated as protein pygopus-like. Bases 1 to 1524 code for a protein of 507 amino acids. Lineage: Eukaryota; Metazoa; Arthropoda; Insecta; Diptera; Culicidae. The record is from RefSeq and is a predicted model, not a curated record. The transcript is spliced from 2 exons.
AUGUUAGAUGAUCUCGAUCUCGCCACUCAGCGCAACCUUGCUCUCGCCCGUCUUAACGGAUCACCAUUGGCCACCGGUGCGAACGGGGGCACCUCUGCGGCUGCCGUUGCAGUGGCCGCGGCAGCGGCGGCUGCUGCUGCAGCAGCGGCCAACAAUGGUGGCCCCAACCCGACGCCCCAACCCGACGGACAGUCUCUCUACAGCCAUCUGUACGGCAAGGAAAUGGGUUUAAUGCGUAAGCUGUCCUCGAUGGACGAUUACUCAGCCGUUGCGGCAGCCGUAGCCGGUGGCGGUCACCCUUCAAACUCGUCCUCCUCCUCCUCCUCCUCCUCGACGACGCCAUCCGCCGCCAUGCGAAACUAUCAGCAACUGUUGCAAUCGGAAGGACAGCAGCAACAACUGCAACAUCAUCCGCACAAUCAUCCGCAUCAACCACCGAGCUACAAUUCAUCCAAUCAGCAGCAACAGCAGCUUCACGCGCAUGCCAAGUACAAUGGAACGAACGGUGGUAACGCUGGCGGUGGCGGUUCAUUCAACGGCUAUCAUCCGCACGGUUCCGGUGGAGGUUUGCUGAAACCCUGCUACGACUAUGCGGCCACUACGGCGGGACCAAACUCGUCCGCAGGCGUCCCCCAACAACAGCAGCAGCAACAUCACCAUCACAUGCAGCCACCAUCGAAUGCUCCCUCGAAUGUUGGGCCUCAAAUCAAAAAAGAGCUUUCCUUCGGUGAUCUCUACACACCACCCCUAACGCCGUCCUCAAUCGGAAGUGGUGGCAGUACGGGUAGUGCAGGAACGGCUUCACAGCCACCACCGGUCACCGGUACCGGUUCCACCACGGCAACCGCCGUCUCAACGGCACUGGCCUUCAUGAACAAUUUGCAACAAUCGACGGGAGGUGUAGGUUCAGGAGGUGGCUACGGUGACAGUCCUGGUGGUGGUGGUGGUGGUCCCGACGGUAACCAGUCAGUCAACGGUGGUGGUAGCACCAACAGCAAUGCUUCGACCAACAGUUGCCUACGGAGCGGUAAGCAGUUGGUGGUGGGGAACACCACGGAUCAAGCGACAGCCGCUAUGCUCUCGAUGGCGGCUCGCAGUGGCUCAAUUAUGAAUAGUCUAGCGAAUGGUGGUAGCAGCAAUGGCGGCGUUGGCUGUAUGAACAGCAAGCAGCAGCAGCAGCACGAUUCACCCAAUGCCGGUGACGUUGCGGAUCCUACUGUGGCGCACCUUCAGCAUCAUCAUCAUCACCAUCAUCACCAUGGUCAUGGUGGGCAUCAGCAACACAACAUGCACAACCAUCAGAUGCAGCUACAGCAACACGCCGGUGGAAUGCAUCUUCACGCUGGCCAUCAUGCUGUUGGAGGAUCGUCGAGCGGUGCUGCUAUGAACGGCAGUGGCGGUAAUGCUGCUGGCGAUGAAGAACCGGAUAAGCUAUCGUCACCGCUGACUGGCACCUCGACGCUCACCUCGGAGCUACACGAUCCGGACAAUGACAGUGUCGAGGAUGGGUACACGAUCCUGUAA